AUGGCGACUGCUGGAAGUCCAAACAACGUUGACAGGCACUUUGAUUUCCUGACUACUCUCCCAGACAUUAUUCUGAGCCAUAUUCUCUAUCUCGUUUUUGACGAUACGAACCAAUGUACUACUAACGCGCUCAUGAUGAACCGGCGUGUUUUUUCAUUGGCAAAACCCAUAUUCUUGUCCACGAUCAUCUUACGCUCGGAGCUAUCAGUCUUACACCUCAUACACCGUUGCAUUUCCCCGAGUCGGACGACUCUUACAGCUGCCGACAGGGAACACGUCAAGUGCAUUGAAGUCAAUUUCUUACCAUCAUCUCAGCAACAGACCCUUGGGGCACCCAGCGUACUCAGUGCUGCCACCCCUUUUCCAAACCUUCACACUCUGAGGUUUCGCUUUGACGUUGGAGUCCCGUUGUUGUCGAGCCUGCCUACUCCAGAACUUCACAAACUUGUUGCAGAUACAGCCGCAUACACUCGCUGGCUAAGGGUGGAUUCGCCAUUAUUCGAUCUCUUAUCGAACCUCAAGCCGCAGCGUUUCGAAUGGAUUCCUGAAGUUUCUUCCGGUCAAUCUAAGUUAGGCUCAUGUGUAGAGGGAGCCGCAGCAUCAGUGGUUCGACCUAUUCGUGUUGUUUGUUUCCAUGGUGCUUUCCGAGCUCUUAUCAAGCGCUGGGACAGUCUUACGCACGUGUAUCUGGAUGGUAUCUACCUGCUUGCUAAACACUACACAUCGACAUUUUACCUUGCUCUCUUCGCAAAGCACAUGCAUAUCAAUGUGGAUUCUUAUAGGGACACCUUGCAUCUAUUUUCUUCAGCUCCUCGCGUGCCUUUGGGAUCUCGCAAAUGCGAGAGUCUGGUGGUCGAGCGUCCUGGAGCGAAAGAAGAUCGAACAUCUAUCUAUAAUGCCAUUCUUAAACAUGGAACCUUACUUUCUUUUCGCGGCUUCUCGUCGGCUCAGUGCGCAUUGUUCAAGUACACAUUUCUUAGCACGGAGGACCAACGAUAUUUUGGGCCAGUACCACCAGAACAAGUUUUCCGAACCGUCGGGGCCGGGGUCCGCAAGCUACCGGAGUUGAACAUUUCUCGGAAAACUCCAACCAUGACAGCUGUCACUCGCCCUUCCGCGACCGUCCCGUCUCAUGACGAAGCUACUACUGGCCCUCCUACAUCCAGGGAUUCGAAACCACGCCCUACGCUCGCUUCUGUCAUAUCGACAACUAACUAUUCCACCUAUAUUAUUGGCUUCAUUGCUAUCCCUAUUGCCAUUUCCUUCACCAUCUUGUAUUUCAUGUCAUUACCCGCUGUCCACUAUUUCCAACGACGUCUCAGUGCUGCCUCUGCCACGACUACCUCUGUGACUACCUCUGCGCCUACGGCACCUCGGGACAAACCUCGGUCUCGCGCAGUAUCGACCCUUAGAUGA
Suillus subalutaceus is the source of this 1416-nucleotide messenger RNA. RefSeq lists its product as uncharacterized. NCBI's taxonomy places the organism in Eukaryota, Fungi, Basidiomycota, Agaricomycetes, Boletales, Suillaceae. The coding region runs from base 1 to 1416 and encodes 471 amino acids. The transcript is spliced from 2 exons. The record is from RefSeq and is a predicted model, not a curated record.